Molecule: messenger RNA, 735 nt
Organism: Enterospora canceri
Lineage: Eukaryota; Fungi; Microsporidia; Enterocytozoonidae
Source: the annotation of a GenBank genome assembly
AUGGAGCUGGAAUUGAACAAGAGCAGUUACGAGGAGAGGAAGAUGGGCAGCAGGAGAAUGAAGGCAGUCAGAGUGAGCAAGGACGAGGUAUCAGGCUACUUGUGGAAGGGUGGAGUGAGACAGGCUGAUUUGAGGUGGUUGAAACAGAUUAAGAGAGUAAACAGCAACGAAUUCCUGGUACUGGUUGGUGAUGAAUUUGGUAGCAAUGAGACUCAGAUUGAGACUGUGGCUGUUCCUACCUUCCAGCCACUCACGGAUGAGCAGGUGGCCGAUGCAAACAGCCUCUGGCCCACUUUGUACAAAAAGAAGGAAGAAGCCAAGGAAUCCUUCAUAUCCCGCGAUACUGUUGAAAUUGAGGUGGAGAGAAUGAGACAGAACCAUCCAAAACAGACCAAAUGCGUCGAAUACGCCGUCUUCAUCGACCACAACACCCUCAUCUCCCGAUUCAGCCUGAAACCAGGACCAGUCUCCCUCUUAGACCGAAUCUUCAGCAGUCACAUUUUGCUGAAUUCGAUCACGAAGGUGUCUCAGCACCAAAAUGGAACGCACCUGUGCACUGGAACUGACCUGAUUCUGAGCAACGAGCCCUGCUACUCGUGCGCAAUGGCCCUGAUCCACUGUCGAAUUGGAAAUGUGGUGAUUUUGAGAAAGAGGGAAAAUGGCGUAUUUUCCAGGUGGAAACUGAACCAAAACGAGAGCACGAACCACCGCUUCAAAGUGUGGUUUCUGAGGUAG